Messenger RNA from Adineta ricciae, 777 nucleotides. The record is from the annotation of a GenBank genome assembly. Lineage: Eukaryota; Metazoa; Rotifera; Eurotatoria; Adinetida; Adinetidae.
AUGUAUACGACAACAACAACGACAGCUAUUGGAUGUCCCAAGGAAAACAUCCGUUUGUCGCGUCUUUUACGACAAACAGACAAAAGACUACAAAUGGGUAGAGCAUUGGAUUAUGGAUAUUUAUCAACGGCGACGGGAAUUUUAAACAUAGCUGAAAUCGUUUCAUUAAUUGCGGCUCUCAUUAGUGUUGCAUUUACGUCUCGAUUAUAUUGUGAAUUAGCCGAUAAUUUACAAUCAGUCUACCCUGACUUAAGCACAGUAGCGGUCCGAGCUGUAUUUCAAGCAUUUGGUGUUCUUUGCUUAACGAUCACCGUCAUCAUUUUGCUUGCCCAUCUCUAUGGCAUACGUUACUUAGGAAAAAAUUUCGUUUAUUUGAAUCAAGCUUGUAUAGUCGCUAAUGUUAUUAUGGGAUUGAUGAUGAUAUCAAUUGGAAUAUGUGCUAUACUAUGGGAAGAUAAACUACGCCGAACACCAGGAAUCGUUAAACGUGGUUAUCUGUCGUAUGAAUCUCAAAAUAUUUUCAACGAGCAAACCUAUCCAAGUCCAGGAGCAGCUGCAGCUGCCGCUACAUUUGCAUUGAUUGCUGGUGUACUUUUUAUUAUUGAAGCUUGUACCCGACCGAUGUUAGGCGCAGGUGCAUCACGUUUACCACCAUAUACAUCAGAUCGACCGAGUUAUACUGUAUCAACAAGUAAUCAACGCUCGUUUAUCAACGAUAGUUCACCUGGUGAACGCAUAAUUCCGAUUGAAACAACGAUUUUGCCGUACCGAGUUUAG